GGAGGGCAAAGGUGAAGCUGUCGGUGGGAGGUUGUCCCUUUCCAGCCCGAUCGGUAUGACCAGCGACUUCCGGCAGCGGGAGUCGGGCACCGAGAUGAGCUCAACAUGCUUCGAAAGGGAGAAUAAAACAACACCUUUGCAAAUCUCUGCAACAUCUAGUAACCCUGUGAUCCCUGUCUCAAAGGCUGAUGUCAAAACAUCUUUCAAGAAGGUGAACUCCUGCAAGGCAUCAGGUUCUGAUGAUGUACCUGGUAGGGCAUCAAAAACCUGUGCCAACCAAUUGGCAGGUGUGUUCAAGGACAUCUCUAAUCUGCCACUGCUGCAGUCACUUCAAAAAGAUAACAAUCAUACCAGUGCCCAAGAAGAGCAGGGCGAGUUGCCUCAGUGACUAUCGCCCAGCGACAUUCACAUCUACUGUGAUGAAGUGCUUUGAGAGGUUUGUUAUGACCCACUGCAAUUUGCCUAUUACCACAGUAGGUCUACAGCAGAUGCAGUCUCACUGUUUCUCCAUUCAGCCUUGGAUCACCUGGACAAUAGUAAGAUCUACAUCGGGCUGUUGUUCAAUACAAUCAUACCUUCAGUUCUAAUCAACUAACUCCAAAACCUGUUACCUUCGUCUGCAACUGAAUCCUUGACUUCCUUGCCAGGAGAUCACAGCCUGUGCAGAUCGGAAAUAACAUCUCUUCACUGAUGAUCAACACUGGCACACCUUAAGGAUGCCCACUGCUCUACUCUCUUUAUACCCAUGAUUGUGUGGCUAAACACAACUCAAAUGCCAUCUAUAAAUUUGCCGAUGACAUAACUAUUGUUGGCAGAAUUUCAGAUGAUAACGAGGAAGCAUACAGGAGCAAGCUAGAUCAGAUGGUUGAUCGGUGUUGUAACAACAACCAGGCACUCAACCAAGGAAAUUAUUGUGGACUUCUGGAAGGGAAAGUCAAGGGAACACAUGCCAGUCCUCAUCAAGGUAUCAGCAGUGGAAAGAGUGAGCAUUUUCAAGUUCUGGGAUUUCAGCAUCUCUGAAGAUCUAUGCUGGACUGAACAUAUUGAUGCAAUUACAAAGAAGAUAUGACAGCAGCUUUAUUUCAUUAGGAGUUCGAGGAGAUUUAGUGUGUCACCACAGACUUGCAAAUCGCUACAGGUGUACCGCGGAGAGCGUUCUAACUGGUCACAUCACCAUCUGGUGUGGAGGGGCCACUGCGCAGGAGUGGGAAAAGCUGCAGAAAGUUGUAAGCUCAGCCAGCUCCAACAUGGGCACUAGCAUCAAGGACACUUUCAAAAAACGAUCCCUUAAAAAGGCAGCAUUCAUCAUCAAGUAACCCCGUCACCCAGGACAUGCCCUCAUCUCAUUGCUACCAUCAUGGAGGAGGUACAGCUGCUUGCUCGACUCAAAGGGAGAAGUUCUGUGAAGCAUCUUGAGCCACGGCUUUUUACCAGGGAAGGGUUGCUGAAUCAUGGAAAUACGGUCGAGUUCCAUGGCCCAGAAGGAACAGGGAAGACAGAAAUGCUUUAUCACCUGGUGGCAUCCUGCAUCCUCCCAGAAUCAACUGGUGGGCUCCAGGUUGAGUUGGUCUUCAUUGACACAGAGUGUCAUUUUGACAUGCUUCGCCUGGUCACCAUUUUGGAGCAUCGCUUGGCUCAGAGCACGGAGGAAUCAGUUAAGCAGUGCCUGGGCCGCCUGUUUCUCGUCCACUGCAACAGCAGUACCCAGCUUCUGCUGCUCUUCCACUCUCUGGAAAGCAUGGUUUGCAGCCAUCCUGCUCUCUGCCUGCUGAUUGUGGACAGUAUGUCUGCCUUCUACUGGAUUGACAGACAGAACGGUGGUGAGAGCAUCAGCCAGCAGGAAGCCAACCUGGGCCGCUGCGUUGAGUGCCUGGAGAAGCUGUUGAGUGAGUACCAGCUAGUGUUAAUUGCAACCACACAGGCCCUGAUGCGCGGGCAGGGUCCUGAGGCAUCCAGGACAGAUGGAUCUGCUGCAGCCUGGCAGCCAGCAGCCGCAGAAUUUAAACCCUAUCUGUGUAAAUCCUGGCAAAAACUGGUCGGGCAUAGGUUCAUUUUCUCAAAAAACACCACAGCAGACAACAGGCAAGAGUUUGCUGCUGUUUCUCUUCAGCCAAGAAGCAACAUCGUGAGCAGAUGCUCCUUUAUUAUUACAGAUGGUGGAGUACAUUUUCUUUAACCCAUCAGUAUUACUUUCUUAAACAAUAACCACUGGAGAUCCUUGUGAGUGUACACGUGAGGAAGUGCCCUCUUUUGGCUUAGUAGUACACAAAACGCUGGAGGAACUCAGCAGGUCAGGCAGCAUCUAUGGAAAAGAACAAAAAGUCGAUGUUUUGGGCCACUUCCCUUCAUCAGGACUAGGCCCAAAAUGUUGGCUCUUUAUUCAUUUCCAUAGAUGCUGCCUGACCUGCUGAGUUCCUCCAGCAUAAUGUGUCUGUUACUCUGGAUUUCCAGCAUCUGCAGGAUCUCUUGUAUUUUCUCUUUUGGCCUGCUCUGGUU
Messenger RNA from Hypanus sabinus (Atlantic stingray), 2496 nucleotides. It is a transcript of the gene xrcc2, whose product is annotated as X-ray repair complementing defective repair in Chinese hamster cells 2. Lineage: Eukaryota; Metazoa; Chordata; Chondrichthyes; Myliobatiformes; Dasyatidae. The transcript has 4 exons. Gene Ontology annotation, molecular function: ATP-dependent DNA damage sensor activity; four-way junction DNA binding; ATP binding. The record is from RefSeq and is a predicted model, not a curated record. Gene Ontology annotation, cellular component: Rad51B-Rad51C-Rad51D-XRCC2 complex; replication fork; centrosome. Gene Ontology annotation, biological process: double-strand break repair via homologous recombination; DNA strand invasion. The coding region runs from base 1358 to 2176 and encodes 272 amino acids.